AUGCAGAAUGCUGUGGCAGAUUCUAUGUUUUACAGAAUCAUAGCUUGCAAAACAACAAAAGAGGCUAUGGCUUGCAAAAUAGCAAAAGGGUCUUGGGAUAGGUUGAAAGAAGAAUAUCAAGGCAGUGAUAGAAAACGUCAAAUGCAAGUGUUGAACCUGAAAAUAGAGUUUGAGUCCUUGAAUAUGAAGGAGGACGAAACAAUCAGUAAGUAUGCUGAUCGAAUCUCCUUAAUUGAAUCCAAGGACCUAAGCAAACUUUCAUUAGGUGAACUAAUGAGUGCUCUUCAAGCACAAGAGCAAAGGAGGACUUUGAGACGAGACAAGUUCACUGAAGGAGCUUUCUCUGUACAAAAGCAAAUAUUUGGUAAAGGAAAGCAACAGUUCAACCAAAAGAAUAAAGACAAGCAUGAUGGAGGAAACAAUAGUGGAGAUACGGGGCACAUAUCCAAGGUCUUCAAAUCAAGAGCAAAGGCCUCUGGUGCUUCGCAAGCACAAGUAGCAGAAGCUGCAGAUGCACAUGAGGAGCAAUUCUUUGCAGUUUCAUACUUUUCAAUCAAUGAAUCCUCUGAUUCAUGGCUUCUUGAUAGUGGUUGCACACAUCACUUGUGCAAUGAUGCUGAAAUGUUCAAAUUCCUUGAUCAUACCUACAAAUCUAAAGUAAAAGUGGGAAACGGUAAGGCAGUAGAAGUCAAAGGCAAAGGUACAAUGUUUAUCUCAACAAUAUCAGGUAUCCAAACUAUUCCUGAUGUUUUGUACACACCUGAUAUGAGUCAAAAUUUGUUGAGUGCUGGACAAAUGCUUGAAAAUAAUUAUUCUCUGCAUUUUAAGAAUUGUGAAUGUGUUGUUUCUAACCCUUCUGGAGUAAACUUAUUUUAUGUCAAGAUGAGCAACAUAAUGUUUUCAGUUGAUUGGGAGAAAAUGGCUGAGCAGGCUUACACUAUUACUUCACAAACAUGUACAAACCAAUGGCACAAAAGGGAAAGCAAACAAAAUUGCCAUUUUCAAGCAAAUCAAGUAUGGAGAGCUAACCAGAAACUUCAGCUCAUUCAUACGGAUGUUUGCGGCCCAAUGAAAACGGAUUCAUUGAGUGAAACAAAGAGGAAUAAGCUGGACAACAAGGCUCAUAAAAGCAUAUUUAUGGGCUAUAGUUCAUCUAAAGGUUACAUGAUUUUCUGUUUGAAAUCAGAAAAACUAAUUCUCAGCCGAGAAGUGAAGUUUGAUGAAGCAGCUGGUUGGGAUUGGAAAAAUCAGAAGACCUCUUAUUUCGAUUUAUUUUCAAAAGAGCAGCCUCAACAUUUAGAAGAUGAACUAGUGGAUGAUGUACCAGUGAGGCGAACUCGAACCUUAAAAGAUGUCUAUUAG
Molecule: messenger RNA, 1362 nt
Organism: Solanum tuberosum (potato)
Lineage: Eukaryota; Viridiplantae; Streptophyta; Magnoliopsida; Solanales; Solanaceae
Exons: 5
Coding region: 1-1362 (453 amino acids)
Source: RefSeq, a predicted model, not a curated record